AUGCCCUCCAAGUCGCUUCUGGGCUCUAGGAUCCUAAAGCUGUGUCUGGUUUGUCGACAAAACAAGACCAAAUGUGACGCCGCCGCCACAAGACCACACCCUUGCACGUACUGCUCGAAGAAAAACCUCGUCUGCGUCUUUGACGUGACGAAACCUUCCCAACGGUCUUACGACCUUACCGAGAAGUUGGUGGCCGAGGUGCUGGAGUUGCACCUGAAGCUCGAUCACAUUGUCGAGAGCAAAAACCGCUUGGUUCGUCAGAUCUUGAAGAAAGCACCCUCCACUCCAGCCACCCCGCUGGACAUGAUGGGCGUGCUCGUUUCCUCGGACUCAGAGUCUGACACUAACGAACCCACCGGUCCAGCGUACAUCGACCCUAUCCCAACCUUGAGUCUCGCCGACUCCUUCGCCAUCCAUUCCAACCUGGCUGUCGAGCCAUGGACCAUCUCCUACGACAGGGCUUUGUUCCUUCUCCAGAACUUCAAGGACAACUUCCUCCCGUACUUGCCUGUGUUGCCAGAGCUGUUCUUCGAGAACCCAAACUUGCAUGAAAUCCACAAGCAAAGCGACCUUUUGUUCUGGUCCAUAAUGGUCACUUCGCUUCUCAACCAGAACCUGCCCGGUGAGUACCAAACGCUAGCUCGCCACGUGCAAAACUUGGUUGUGGUGAGUUGCUGGUUCAACACACCCCGUUCCUUGUACUGCUUGGUGACUUUGCUCAUCCUUACCACCUGGCCUCUUCCGGACGACCGCUCGCCCAAGGUUCAAAGCAACAUAUCCGUGAAGUACAUCUCCCUCAUGAAGAGCUUGUCGCUUCAGUUCGGUCUUCACAAAUUGGACUUCAUCAGCGAGUUCAGCAAGAAGACCGAUUUGCAAGUCGCUCAGAAGCCCGAUGUCAACGACAAGAUGCGUGAAAGAAUCUAUAAAUUUGUCAACAUCAACUCCAACUACUGGCUAGUUUUCCUUGGCUUGUCCAACUCUAAUUACAACGGUUUCCAUCAAGACUACAUCAUCAACAAGUCGGCUAAUAUCGAUAUUUUCAACAAAGACGCCUUUGAAUCGACUGACAACUUCAUCAACUCGCUUCUCAAGAUCUCCUUGAUUCAACUGAAGAUGAACGAGAGCAUGAACGACGUCGUCGAGAGCUCAAACAAGAUGAGCAAGCUCAUUCACUUGAACAUGUUCGAGCAAAUCCUUAGUGAUUUCAGCAAGAAGAACUCCACGCCAUUGGUGAAAGACGAUUUGAUUGACAUGUCUUUAGAGUUCUCUAAGUUGCAAUUAUACAUUUAUUACUUCUCGCAGGUUGAUAUUAGCCUCGAUGAGUAUAAAAAUGUGAUUUACCGUGCUGUCAACUGUUGCUCUGCCAUCCUUGAUUUGUUUACCAGAUCAUUUGGCACUGUGGAGAAUUUCAAUCAGGUCCCAAUGCAUUACCGUUUCGGUAUUGAAUUGGCUUCCCUUGUUCUCUUAGAUAUCCAUUCCAGUCCGCUUUUGCGUCUGCUUGAUGAUUACACAUUUGUCAAGCUGAUGUUUCUUCAAGCAUACUCAUUCUUGUCCAAGUGCGAUGGUGAUGGAAUGACUUCUACAAACAGACUUCUCAAGAUCAUUCACAAGUUUGAGGAAUGUGACAAAAGAAAACUACUUGCUUUGAGAAGCAAAGAAAAGUCAUUCUUUUUGAUCAACAAGAUGAGUAACUACCUUAUUUCGGGCUUGCAUUACGAACUUAUCUGGCACGUCUACCAGGCUGAAAGGUAUGAUUGUGACGAUAUUGCCCAGAUCGACUGGAGCUUGUUUGGCUUAAACCCAAAAUCCCCGCAGCAUCAAGGAAUCAUAAACUAUGUUUGUGAUUCUUCUUCCAUCUUUGCAUGA
Molecule: messenger RNA, 1866 nt
Organism: Candidozyma duobushaemuli
Lineage: Eukaryota; Fungi; Ascomycota; Pichiomycetes; Serinales; Metschnikowiaceae
Gene: SEF2
Product: Sef2p
Exons: 1
Coding region: 1-1866 (621 amino acids)
Biological process (GO): regulation of DNA-templated transcription
Cellular component (GO): nucleus
Molecular function (GO): zinc ion binding; DNA-binding transcription factor activity, RNA polymerase II-specific; transcription cis-regulatory region binding
Source: RefSeq, a predicted model, not a curated record